AUGCAUACCCCUCCUGUGCUGGAAUUCCAAGCCACCAUGAGCAACGUCACUGUCCUCGAUAACGCCAAACCCCUUGACUUGGACAUGGACACGGCUGCCCCUUACCCUGUCAGCUUCCAGGUGUCUCUUACUGGUUUUCUGAUGCUAGAGAUUGUCCUGGGCCUCAGCAGCAACCUGACUGUGUUGGCCCUCUACUGCAUGAAAUCCAACCUGGUCAGCUCUGUUAGCAACAUUGUUACCAUGAACCUCCAUGUGUUGGAUGUACUGGUGUGCCUUGCCUGCAUCCCACUCACCAUUGUCGUGGUACUGUUGCCCUUAGAGGGGGACGCUGUGCUUGUCUGUUGCUUCCACGAAGCCUGUGUGUCUUUUGCUAGUGUUGCUACUGCUGCGAACGUGCUGGCCAUUACUCUUGACCGUUAUGAUAUUUCAGUGAGACCAGCUAAUCGAGUGCUAACCAUGGGCCGUGCCAUAGCCCUGUUGGGUUCCAUUUGGGCUCUGUCUUUCUUCAGUUUCUUGGUGCCCUUCAUGGAAGUGGGUUUCUUCAGUGAGGGAAGCUAUGAGAGGAACCAAACCAUGGAGGUGGACCACACCAACCAGUACUACACUGAGCUGGGUCUGUACUACCAUUUGCUGGCACAAAUCCCCAUUUUCUUCUUUACUGCUGUGGUCAUGCUAGUAACUUACUACAAGAUCUUGCAAGCCCUCAACAUUCGCAUUGGGACACGCUUCCAUGCUGCACCCAAGAAGAAGCCACGCAAGAAGAAGACCAUAUCCAUGACAACAACCCAGCCUGAGUCUACCGACGCCUCACAGAGCAGUGCAGGCCGGAAUCCACCGCUGGCCAUGCGCACCUCUGUCUCUGUAAUUAUUGCACUGCGACGAGCUGUGAAGCGGCAUCGGGAACGGCGUGAGCGUCAGAAGAGGGUCUUCAGGAUGUCUCUGCUUAUCAUCUCCACAUUCCUGCUCUGCUGGACUCCCAUUACCGUGCUAAAUACAGUCAUCCUGAGUGCCGGCCCCAGUGACUUCACUGUGCGACUCCGUCUGGGCUUCCUGGUCAUGGCCUAUGGGACCACCAUCUUCCAUCCUCUGCUCUACGCCUUCACCCGGCAGAAAUUCCAGAAGGUACUCAAGAGCAAGAUGAAGAAGAGAGUUGUGUCAGUUGUGGAGGCUGACCCCAUGCCCAACAAUGUGGUCAUCCACAACUCAUGGAUCGAUCCAAAAAGGAACAAAAAGGUGACUUUUGAGGAGACUGAAGUUCGACAGAAAUGUCUGUCAUCUGAAGAAGUGGAAUGA
Molecule: messenger RNA, 1293 nt
Organism: Chanos chanos (milkfish)
Lineage: Eukaryota; Metazoa; Chordata; Actinopteri; Gonorynchiformes; Chanidae
Gene: gpr22a
Product: G protein-coupled receptor 22a
Exons: 1
Coding region: 1-1293 (430 amino acids)
Biological process (GO): G protein-coupled receptor signaling pathway; cellular response to hormone stimulus
Cellular component (GO): plasma membrane
Molecular function (GO): peptide binding; G protein-coupled receptor activity
Source: RefSeq, a predicted model, not a curated record